AUGGUCAAGGCUAUUUCCCUUUUGUUUUUGGCCGCUGCCUCACUCGCAGUUGCUGAUCCAACUGUCUAUCUCAUCCGUCAUGGUGAGAAGCCCGAUGAUGGAGAUGGACUGAGCUCCGAGGGUCUUGAGCGGGCUCAGUGCUUGCGGACCGUGUUUGGUGCGAGCUCCAGCUACAAUAUUGGCCAUAUCAUGGCACAAACUCCUCAAAGUGAUGGCAGCCGUCAGCGUCCGUACGACACAGUCGAACCUCUGGCAGAGGAUCUGGGUCUGACUGUUGAUACAUCUUGUGACCGGGAUGACCCUGGCUGUGUCAAGGAUGUUGUUGACGGAUACACUGGAUCGGGAAAUAUCCUUAUUUGCUGGGAGCAUGAUGCUCUAACCGAUAUUGUCGAGAAGCUUGGUGAUGAUGAUGCUCCUGAUUAUCCAGAUGAUAGCUUUAACAUCAUCUGGACUGACCCAUCUCCCUAUACUGAUAUCACUUCAGAGACUAGUGAGAACUGUCCUGGCCUGGAUGAUUAA
Penicillium malachiteum is the source of this 519-nucleotide messenger RNA. RefSeq lists its product as uncharacterized. The transcript is spliced from 3 exons. NCBI's taxonomy places the organism in Eukaryota, Fungi, Ascomycota, Eurotiomycetes, Eurotiales, Aspergillaceae. The record is from RefSeq and is a predicted model, not a curated record. The coding region runs from base 1 to 519 and encodes 172 amino acids.